Pieris macdunnoughi is the source of this 204-nucleotide messenger RNA. Lineage: Eukaryota; Metazoa; Arthropoda; Insecta; Lepidoptera; Pieridae. The record is from the annotation of a GenBank genome assembly.
AUGGACAAAAGGCAAUUAAUCGGUAGUGCCACGAGGUACUUGGCGGGAAGGCAUGCAGUCCAGACUGUGUACUGGCGAAAGUCAGCCCACGGUGGUAAUGGGCUUGUCAAAACUACGAAGACAACUUUCUUUGGGAAGAAUGAAGGCCCCAACAAAGUGGAUUCAGCAGAGAUGUUUACACGUGUCAGAGAAAGAUACGCGUGA